Messenger RNA from Sordaria macrospora k-hell, 558 nucleotides. NCBI's taxonomy places the organism in Eukaryota, Fungi, Ascomycota, Sordariomycetes, Sordariales, Sordariaceae. The record is from the annotation of a RefSeq genome assembly.
AUGGCUGACAACAAAGACGUACCAGAGCUCACUCCCGCCGAGGAGGCCGCUGCCCGCGCCAAGGAGCAAGCCGAGCAGGAGGCUCUCCCCUACAAGUGGACGCAGACCAUUGGCGACGUCGACAUCACCAUCCUCGUGCCCAACAACCUGAAGGGCAAGGAUAUGGUGGUUGACAUCAAGAAGCAGAGUCUCACAGCUGGUAUUAAGGGUCAAGAGCCUAUUAUUAAGGGUGACCUCCCCCACAGCAUCCUCCUCGAUGACAGCACCUGGACCCUCUCCCCGGCCCCCAACAACCAAAAAGCGCUCGAAAUCCACCUCGAAAAGCACAACAAGCUCGAAUGGUGGCCUCAUGUAGUCACCUCGGCGCCCAAGAUCGACGUGACCAAGAUCGUGCCCGAGAACAGCAAGCUGUCGGACCUCGAGGGCGAGACGAGGGCGAUGGUGGAGAAGAUGAUGUACGAUCAGAGGCAAAAGGAGAUGGGACUGCCGACGAGCGAUGAGCAGAAGAAGAUGGAUAUUCUGAAGAAGUUCCAGGAGCAGCAUCCGGAGAUGGAUUUC